AUGGCGGCAGGUAGCGAUGGAGAGGUUGUGUAUGGGUUCAUCCAACUUGCAGAUCUGGAAGGCCUGCGGAAGUUCACGCCGUGCAAUUUCAACUGGACCCAGCCGAUGGGCGAUGACAACCUGCUCCCCUUGAUGAUCGCAAGCUUUGAGCAGUUUGAGGAUACCUCCGUGCAUGCGAAGCGGCUGCAGAUAGUUGAGUGGAUGUUGCAAUCAGGUGCAGAUCCACGGCAGAAGCUGACGAAUUCAGUCUACACGCGAAACCUGUGGAAGUGCGCCAACAAGGAGGCAACACUAGUGAAGGUUGACUACAACGGACACUCUACCAUCUCGUUGGCUUUUGCCUGGCUGCGCGCACUCCGAGAACAAAAAGGUGGCGCCAACUGGAGCCACAACAUAAAAUACUUGGAAGGCGUCGUGGCUCUCAUCUCGCGCACCGCGAGCUCAAAAGAUGAGAAAGUCCCCGUGCAUCACAGCGUCGUCAGUCUCUGGGAGUCCGUUCGCGAGAUGACCUCAACGCCCACGGUCAUCGUCAUCGUCGAAGCAGCGGAUGGCGAGGUUUCAGCACACGACCACGUCCUCAAGGCGGCUUCCCCUGUGCUAAAAGCCAUGCUCGAGUCCUCUAUGCAGGAAGGCUCAAGCAAGCGUCUUCAGAUCAGGGAUGCGUCAAGCUCGGGUGUGACACUUCUGAUGGACAUGCUGUACACGGGCAACACCUACACGGAUCCAGACUUCAGUACUAUGCUGGUUGCUUUGGACCUGGCCCACCGCUGGCAAGUGAAUGGAGUUGUGGACAUGCUGUCCGGUGCCUUGCUCGACAUGAUCAACGACAAAAGUUUCGUGGCCAUUGCCGAAGCGGCAGUGCUCAAGGGCUUAGAGCCACUUCAGCGUGCCUGUGUCGCCUUCGCAUCCACAAGUGCCACUGUCCAGGCCAUGCUCAGGACUCAGGCGGUUCCUGCGGCCGUCAGGAAGCUGCUGGGGAAGCCGGAGGCUGUACAAGAAGCGGCGCUUUGGAUAGCGGCUUCUUUCUGCUGCAAGUUAGUAGUCGGACUGAUGGAAGAAGGAUGUGAUGCGGCUGUGGUGGCUGGCUAUAUCAAGCUGCACAAUCUCGAAGGCUUGCAGGCGUUCACCUCAACUGACUUCGACUGGAACCAGACACUUGAAGGCGAAAGCUGCAGCUAUGGUGGCCUACCGCCGCUGACGCUCGCGGUUGUUUACGAUUGUGUUGCUUUGUCCGACGAGGAGGCGUCCGCGAGACUCGAAAUCAUCAAAUGGCUUCUACAGUCAGGUGCAGAUCCCAAACGCCAGAUGCCGACGGAUUUUGAGCCUGAACUUUGGGCUGAGUCCGACCACAUGUCGAAAGAAUCCACAAACAUUUCAGUGAAUUUCAAGGGUCACAGCGUGAUUUCGCUGGCUUUUGCCUGGAUAGAGCAGAUGCGGGUUGGAAAGGGUGGUGCAGACUGGACAGCCGCCAUCAAGUACUUGGAACGUGUUGUGGCACUUAUCGCGACAGAAGCAUCUGCCAAGCAUCCGAAAGUUGCGGUGCAGAAGAGUGUAGUUGACCUGUGGGAUUCGGUAAGGGAGAUGUCCGCCACGUGCAACGCGACUAGGAGGGAAGGGUCGAGCAAGCGCAUUCAAGUCCCGGAUUCUUCACAAGCGGGUGUGUCGCUGUUUUUGGACAUGCUCUACACGGGCUCCACCUGGACCGACCCGGAUUACAAGACUAUGCUGGUUGCACUGGACCUAGCCCACCGCUGGCAAGUAAAUGGAGUCGUCGACAUGCUUUCGAGCGCCCUGCAAGAGACAAUCUCUGCUGACAGCUUCGUGGCGAUCGCCGAAGCAGCAGCGCUCAAGGGAAUACAGCCUCUCCAGCGCGCUUGCAGACAGUUUGGGUCCUCCAAUGCCAAAAUCCAAGCCAGCCUCAAGAAGCGCACGCUUCCCAGGUCCGUGUUGAAACUCCUCGGGGUCCCUGAGACAGCCGCAGCGGAGGAAGGCAAUAAGAAGCGGCGGCGAACCUUCUGA
Messenger RNA from Symbiodinium natans, 2019 nucleotides. NCBI's taxonomy places the organism in Eukaryota, Dinophyceae, Suessiales, Symbiodiniaceae. The record is from the annotation of a GenBank genome assembly.